CUGGCGCACCUCUUGCCGGCUCCGGCCAUGUACAGCAUGCUGGAGACUGAGAUCAAGACGCCGCAGCCCACGCCGGGCAGCGCCGGGGGGAAUCCCGCUCCGGGGGGCAACGGCAAAGCCGGCGGCGGCGGCGCCAGCAACGGAGCGGGGGCCGGCUCGGACCAGGACCGGGUGAAGCGCCCCAUGAACGCCUUCAUGGUGUGGUCGCGGGGCCAGCGGCGGAAGAUGGCCCAGGAGAACCCUAAAAUGCACAACUCGGAGAUCAGCAAGCGCCUCGGGGCGGACUGGAAGCUGCUGAGCGACGCCGAGAAGCGGCCCUUCAUCGAUGAGGCCAAGCGUCUGCGGGCCGUGCACAUGAAGGAGUAUCCGGAUUACAAAUACCGGCCCCGUAGGAAGACCAAGACUUUACUGAAGAAGGACAAAUAUUCCCUGCCUGGCAACCUGCUGGCUCCCGGGGGGGGCAACGCGGUGAGCAGCCCUGUCGGGGUGGGACAGAGGAUUGACACUUAUGCCCACAUGAACGGCUGGACCAACGGGGCUUACUCCCUCAUGCAAGACCAGCUGGGCUACAGCCAGCACCCGGGCAUGAACAGCCCCCAGCUGCAGCAGAUGCACCGUUACGACAUGAGCGGCUUGCAGUACAGCCCCAUGAUGUCCACGGCCCAGACCUACAUGAGCGCCGCUUCCACCUACAGCAUGUCCCCGGCCGCCUACGGCCAGCAGCCCUCCUCGGCCAUGAGCCUGGGCUCCGUGGGCUCCGUGGUGAAGUCGGAGCCCAGCUCGCCGCCUCCGGCCAUCACUUCCCAUUCGCAGAGGGCCUGCCUGGGCGACCUGCGGGAUAUGAUCAGCAUGUAUCUCCCCCCGGGGGGCGAUGCCACAGACCCUUCCGCCCUGCAGGGCAGCAGGUUACACAGUGUCCACCAGCACUACCAGAGUGCCGGGACUGGCGUCAAUGGUACCGUACCACUAACUCACAUAUAA
Molecule: messenger RNA, 981 nt
Organism: Rhea pennata
Lineage: Eukaryota; Metazoa; Chordata; Aves; Rheiformes; Rheidae
Product: transcription factor SOX-3-like
Exons: 1
Coding region: 28-981 (317 amino acids)
Biological process (GO): negative regulation of transcription by RNA polymerase II; anatomical structure morphogenesis; cell differentiation
Molecular function (GO): DNA-binding transcription factor activity, RNA polymerase II-specific; RNA polymerase II cis-regulatory region sequence-specific DNA binding
Source: RefSeq, a predicted model, not a curated record